Molecule: messenger RNA, 579 nt
Organism: Coffea arabica (coffee)
Lineage: Eukaryota; Viridiplantae; Streptophyta; Magnoliopsida; Gentianales; Rubiaceae
Source: RefSeq, a predicted model, not a curated record
AUGGUCUCCGACAUGGAAGAGUUGAAGGAAGACAUGCUCAGCAAAGCACCUGAUGAAGCCGUGGCUGUUUACUCUCCCCUAAUACUCAGAACCAUGAUCUCAAAACCUGAGAGCUUGAGAAAUGUAAUCAAAGUGAUCAGGAGGAUGAAGCCGGCGGUAGUGGUAGUCACCGAGGUAGAAGCCAACCACAAUUCACCGCUAUUCAUUAGCCGUUUCACCGAAUCCCUCUUCUUUUAUAGCGCAUUCUUUGAUUGCCUGGAGGACUGCAUGGAGCGGAAUAAUGAGCACCGGAAGACGAUUGAGGGAAUCUAUUUGGGUGAAGGGAUUAGAAACAUGGUUGGGAGCGAGGGCGACAAAAGAUGUACCCGAAAUGUGAUGAUUGAUGUUUGGAGAGAGUUCUUCACAAGAUACGGGAUGGUGGAGGUCGAACUCAGCCAUUCAUCUCUGCAACAAGCUAAUAUGAUUCUCAAGAAGUUCCAUAAGGCCAGCUCCUGCAAUCUUAUCAAUACUGGUAAAGGUAUAGUCAUUGGAUGGAAGGGAACUCCCAUCCAUUCUCUUACUACUUGGAAAUUCAUGUAA